Messenger RNA from Effrenium voratum, 3038 nucleotides. The record is from the annotation of a GenBank genome assembly. NCBI's taxonomy places the organism in Eukaryota, Dinophyceae, Suessiales, Symbiodiniaceae.
AGCCUGGCCCAAAGAAGCGCUCAGAAGCAGCGCUGCCGACGGUCCACGCGCACAGCGCAAAGUCGCGCUUUUAAAUCCACAUCGUAUCGCAAACUAGCCACGAGGGAAACACUGCGCAACCAUGGGCGUGGAGACGACGAAGGGCAGGAGGAGCCGAGGUGUUCGCUCCCGCAUUCUCCUGACUGCAAUCUCGUGGCUUUUCUUGCACACGGUACAUCUCUUCACCAUCCUUCACGGGCGGAUUUCACCGAGUCGCCCGGGCUGGAAGGAUUCUCGCGGGCCACAGGUGACACGCUGGCACCCUGGGCGUGGUGGAGUUGCUUCGCGCGCCAGCCCGCAGCAGGACAGUGGUGCGGAGGACUGGCUCGCCAAGAGCCGCGAGGAGGUGGAGGGCUUCAGCAAAGCCCAAGUGUCCAGCUGGGCAGAGGCUGUGCUGAUUGACGGCGGGCUGGAAGCAGACGAUGAGUUCAUCCAGCGGACGGUGACCGCACUGCGGCAGCAAGGCGUCACCGGCAAGUCCCUGCUGGAGCUGACACUGGAGAAGCUGAUGGCAGCUCCGUACAACAUCCCUGGCGGACCUGCAGAGCUGCUGACAAAGAAGAUCCAGUUGCUGAAGGAGCCCCAGGCGUCCGCCUCGAGUAGCCUCAAGUGGGUCGUGGACGCCAAGGACACGGCAUUUGCCAACGAGCUGCGCAUGGCUCAGCCGCUGACGGCUCUGGACUGCGCUGAUGAGAAUUUCACCGACGUAGAGUCCGCAGAAGAUGCCGGUAUCGAGAUCUUCCCGUUGAACGCCAGCUUGGAUCCGAAAGAAGCCAAGCCAUGGCUCUUCGUUCGAAAGCAGCAACGAGAGGUCUGGCAGGCGGCCUUCAAUGCGUCGCAGGAUGUGGUGGUGACCGGCUCGCCCGGCAUCGGCAAAUCCUUCUCCAUGUCCUUCUUGUUCCGCGACCUCAUGAAAGCAAAGAAGACCUUUGUCUUCGAAGCACGCAGGUGGAACAUGGUGUACUUGUUCAAGCCGCGCACCGACGGCACCUACGAGGUCGGCAGCAUGCAACUGGAAGACUGGAAACCGGCAGCGUGUGACGAGCUGAGAGUCCCUGCGAACUACUAUGUCAUCGACCCCGGCGAGGCUGAAAAGGGAGGCGUCUGCUUCGUAGCGGCCAAGACUGUCAUUUGCCCGUCACCGGAUCCGCAGCACCUUGGAGAGUUCAAGAAGCUCCCCAAAUGCAAACUGUACAUGGCAGCUUGCUCCUUGCAGGAGGCCCAGUGCAUAGUCAAGUACCUCCGCCCCAACUUCGACCAGAACCAGGUGGAAGAGCUCUACAGGCGAUUUGGUGGUAUUCUUCGACACCUGAUUGGCGACCCUAAGGAGGUGGAGAUGGCUCGCAAUGCAACCCUGUCGAACCAGAACUUGGUCAGGCAAGUUUGGACAUCGGGCAUCAUUGAUCAGGGACGUGAUUUGAAGCCUGCGCACUGGCUCUUCCAGAUAGUGCCGGAAAACGGUUGCACCAGCAGCAGGGUUGAGUUUGUUAGCGAAGAGGCACUCGACCUCACCAUUCACGAGUAUGAGGCGGAGCUGGCUGACCUUUUGACAUCGUUUGAUCCGCUUGCAAAGCCCGUCCUCGGAGUUCUCUACGAACGCUUCGCCCACCAAGUGCUCUGCCGGGGGACGUUGCUGCUGACGCGGCUGGCCAACGUCACCGUUCCCAUGUUCGAGAUGCGGCUUCCACCACUCGAUGAAGAGGUGGUGGACGGCAGCAUCGCCGAUCUUUUCACAGCUGCCACCACUGGGCAGCUACGAUACAUGCGGCCCAGAGAUGUGGGCCUGCCGGUCAUUGAUUCAUGCCUGGCUCCUGUUGAGGACCCGAACAGCAUGUGUUCUGUCAAAGUGCCUGCGCUGGUGUGCAGUGCUUGCGUUUUGUGCCCCUGGUUUUUCCCAUACCCCUAAGGACGGCGUGAUGACAUGCUUCCAGAUCACCGUCAGCGCAAAACACUCCCUGGAUCUUGUCGCCUUGGAGAAUGCUGCACGGGGUCUUGACAUCGCCAAGAUUGUUAUUUACUGGGUCGUUCCCAGAGACAGCUUUCGAGAGUUCAACCGCAAGCAGACGUUCGGGCCUCAACUUGUAUUCGAGCAGCGCGUCCUUUCGCUCGCUGCUCCCCGCAAUCCCUUUACCGAGCAGGAGAUGCAAGAACGGUUGCAGAAGGCUGAGCUCUCUAAGCUUACCACAGGAGACGAGCAGCUCCUCAAGCAAGAGAUUGAUGACCUGAAGCUCCGGUACUUGGUUAUGAAAUCUUUCGAAGAACAAGAUGUCAAGGACAUAAUGAAUAAGGUGUUAAAAGAAGGGAAAAGAGCGAAAAACCAGGAUCCCGUGGCUCUGCGCGCAGCACGAGCUUGGGAUAAGAUUGUUGCCUGUAUGGCUUGGACGAAAAAGAGAGGCGAGUGCAAGCUUGCAGCGUAGGUGCCAGCCUAAUCUGCAGUGUCGAUCACGUUGCCAGGCCUGAUCAGCCCGGGCGUGCACUUUUGCUUGGCCGGAUUUUGCGUUACUCGACGAAAAGCGUGUGCCCCACAGUUGGCCGGUGGAUUUGCUUUCCACUGCUUUAGAACAGCGCGAAUCAUGAUUUCAUGUCGCAUAUCUUUAUCUUGACAUUCAGCGCACUCAGGCUCUCGACACAUGGAGUUUUUGCAUAGAGUUUGCUGCAAGCUGGACCAUCACACUGACACGACAAUGCAGCACUCAUCGUCAGAAUAUCGCUCUUUCGGUUCAAGUCUGCAGCACACAUCUGCGUGUUGGAGUUCCGGUUCGAGUCGGCGCGCAUCGGUGAAAUUUCGGCUAGUCUUUUGGAAUCUUUCUGGAAUCUUUCGACUCUAUGUGUUGAGUCUUUGUAGAGUAUCUGUGCAAAACGCAGUCUUUUUGAAGUCUUUGUAUUUCUCGAGUCUAGCACUCAUCAUUUGACGGCUGUGGCGCUUUCCGAGUCGAAUCUUAUGAGGACGACCCGCCCAAAGCCGUAGUGGAAGUCUAACCUUCAAAACUCCACCCCGC